AUGAGCUUUCUCCCGGACGGAUUGCUGAACGAUAUGGCGGGUGGGCAUAUGGCAAACAAUGGCAUACAGGGACUACCUGUGGGUGACAAUGACUCAUUGUCCCUGGUAGUCCCUACUAUCUCUCAAGCGCAGGGUGGCAUGCACGCCAAUCAUCUCCAUCCUAUUCUGUCUCAACUUGCGACUGCAGUUGAAACGAAACUGCCACAGCAAGAUGCAGCUCAUCUUUAUGAGAUGAAAGACCUGCUCAGUGCCAGCCACAACAGACUUAUCAGGAUGAUUCAGCACCAGAUUGACAUCAUAGAGUAUCCAUCUCAUUCGCCCGGUUCGUCUGACUCGCCUGGCAGCCCGCACAAUGGAUACAACUACGUCUGCAAACUCUGCCCCAAUGGAAAGCGCAAAUAUUAUACGGAUCGAGGUAACUUCAGGCGUCACACGGGACAAGGUUUAUUACCACAUGAGAAACCAGCAUAUGUACCAAGUCCCGUAAACUGCUGGGCGGAGUACUUCAAGUGCGUUGCCAACCAUUGUCGUGUCAGGAAAGUCGAAUCAACCAAUUCAAGCGCAAGCCAGAGUAGACGGGGCAGCGAUGAUCGCGGAGGAGGGGGCAAUAACGGACCUGGCUUCGGUGGGAAUUUCUUCCCUGGAGGUGGUUUCGGUCAAUUUGAUCCGCACCAGUUCUACCCUGGCAACAGUGGGGGAUUUUCUUCGACUGGUGGCGGUCAGAAUAAUGGCCAUUACGGUAACAGUUUCUCUGGCUACAGGGGCGCUACAAACCGAGAUGACGAAGAGUUUACCUCAGGCUACUCCUCCGGUGAAGCUGAUGCUGUCUCAGAUAUAGCUACAUCAUCGUCUUGCUGCUCCAGCGACGUACCACACACGGUGGAAGUUCCUGUCCCAUCUAAUAUCACAAGCCAGCAUUUGGCACUGAUGCAGAUGGCAGAGAGAGCUGAAAGCUGCGACUCGGUCUCCCACGGCGAGGAUUGCCCGCCAUCCACACCUGGUGAAACGGAUAUAAGCAACCCGGGCGACAAAGCUUAUCGCCGUAUAUCACGGCCUUCGGGUAGCACGGAUCUAACCCCCAAGCGGGGCUUCCCUCCUAUGGCUGAUGAUAGUUCCGAGAAGCGGUGUCAAGGCUGUGGACACAUUUUCGACGAUUGCGAUAAGUGCCGUCGUCUAAAGGGGACCUCCUUCCAGUGCCACUUGUGCACAGACAGUAGCUGCAAGCUCCACGCUUUUGAGAGAGACCUCAAAGGAAGCGGAGAACCGCAGAGCUCCAGGCAGGCAAUUGAUGAAGGUGAUAUAGGUGUUCUUGCGCACCCACUCCGGGCUGAUCAUUGUUCCCUGUCGCCAAGUGAGCACCCUCUGGAGUCUCCGACCCUCGGUGAUUAUGAUCGGCAUACAAAACCUGAAGAAUGCUAUCAUCUAGGAGCUCGAGUAUCAUCGGGUGGCCAUACCCUUGGCUUGGGAGCUUCCAAUGAUGGGGAAGUACAUUCUGGCAGCCCUGGUUCUCUUAGUCGGGAUUCGCCUGUUGGCUCUGAAGUGACUUUACCACGAGAAGAAGUCGAAGCUGCUCAUGGAUAUGGAAGCGGUAAGCUAAUGAUGACCAAGGAGUUGAAACAAACACUCGAUAUGUUUUCUGUUGCGGAGUCGACAUAUCAGUCGUACGAAAUCCUCUCAUUCUGUGUCCUGAAUGCAGUGCAAGAAUUUUUCGACCAGAUGCUUGUCUCUUGGCUCGUCUGCGAGGCCGCCCUCCUACAAUCAGUGUCAUUGUCGUACUGUAUCGGUGGAAAGGGCAUUUCGGGGAAACAAACCGAAUCCGCCAUUAGUCGGCGCUACCUACCCUAUCCAUGGGAAAGGAUGUGUUACCAAUCCACAGCUAGACGAAUUCCGCGGAGAAAGCAUUCACUGCUGCGAACGAAGCUCCAAGUGAUCUCCGGGGUCCUCAUCCUGCGUGCCACUGUUAUGAAGAGGAAGCCAUUGAUGACUUCAUCCACAGACACUUCCGCGGAAGCUUCCGAGCCUAGAAAGGUAGGAACUGAGCUCCAGGUAAUUGAACCAGGUAUCCAUGCGGGCCCAUCUUUCGAAGUGAUGUUCAGCCGAGGCACAGAGGUGGUAGCGGACGCAUUCUCCAGCUUGAUCACCGGCGUGAUGUCUGCAACAGAAGAAGAGAUGGAAUACUUCAAGCCCCUAUCCGCGCAUAUUUCGAACCUCUUCACAAGAGGAUCGUGGCAGGGAGAGGAGAGCCUGACUGAGUGACUCUAUUGCCUCUGUAGAGGCUAUUUCGGUUGACUAUUUUUGCAUGUAUACUUAAUAUUUUCCUUAUUCACGAAUCUUACGACCGC
Molecule: messenger RNA, 2342 nt
Organism: Aspergillus neoniger CBS 115656
Lineage: Eukaryota; Fungi; Ascomycota; Eurotiomycetes; Eurotiales; Aspergillaceae
Product: putative C2H2 zinc finger domain protein
Exons: 5
Coding region: 1-2256 (751 amino acids)
Source: RefSeq, a predicted model, not a curated record